AUGAACCCCAGAAAACUACUGCUACUGGCUCUUGGAGCUGGCAUCGCCGAUGCAUUUAAGGACACCUCGCCAUUUGUCCUUCUUUCCACCUCAGACUUCCCCUCUUCUUCGUCGCAUAUCCAAUCCGCACAGUCUCUUUUCAGUGAUGUCUGGGACAGAUUAAAGACCUGCCCUUCGGAUUAUUAUAUCAUUGCGUCGCAGCCGGGCGUCCACGCAGCCGACUAUGCGAAUCAGAGAGCCACCCCUAGUCUUCGGGGAAAGGUGCUAGGAAAUGACAAGACAAUCCGCUCCAACAUAACGGUCACCGAGGUGACGGGUCUCCUGGAUCUGGCAUCUAUUCGAAAUAUAACAUUCCCUGUUCUGUCUUUGGAUGGGCAGCGCAUGCAAGAGCUCUCUGUUAACGACGCCUUCCUCGCAAAUGUUAUUGACCACAUCCCAUCUUCGAAAUAUACGCUUAUCUACACUACUUCUCCCCGCGAUUACAAAGAGCAAGAGAUGCACGUUCAUGACGAGCUCCGAGCCCAGGAACCGGUCCAUCAGGACUUGAGACGCGACUACGCAGAGUCCACCAGACAAGAAGAUACGAAUGAUAAUAGAUCGCUCUUUGAGAAAUACCAAUUUUUCAGCCCAGGUAUCUUUAUGGGCUUCCUUACUGCAUUCUUUCUUAUCACGAUUCUGUACGUUGGUGUCUCCGGGCUUUUGAGUCUGGAGGUCCCAUAUGCCGCUUUCGAAAAGGACACUUCGCCUGCAUCUCAGAAGAAGCAGCAAUGA
Molecule: messenger RNA, 771 nt
Organism: Talaromyces atroroseus
Lineage: Eukaryota; Fungi; Ascomycota; Eurotiomycetes; Eurotiales; Trichocomaceae
Exons: 5
Coding region: 1-771 (256 amino acids)
Biological process (GO): (1->6)-beta-D-glucan biosynthetic process; fungal-type cell wall biogenesis
Cellular component (GO): endoplasmic reticulum membrane
Source: RefSeq, a predicted model, not a curated record